Messenger RNA from Manduca sexta (tobacco hornworm), 2596 nucleotides. It is a transcript of the gene p47, whose product is annotated as NSFL1 cofactor p47. Bases 150 to 1319 code for a protein of 389 amino acids. The transcript has 9 exons. The record is from RefSeq and is a predicted model, not a curated record. NCBI's taxonomy places the organism in Eukaryota, Metazoa, Arthropoda, Insecta, Lepidoptera, Sphingidae. Gene Ontology annotation, molecular function: ubiquitin binding. Gene Ontology annotation, cellular component: nucleus; cytosol. Gene Ontology annotation, biological process: membrane fusion; Golgi organization; proteasome-mediated ubiquitin-dependent protein catabolic process.
AAUUAUGAUUUUCCAUUGGCAGCACUGGGACGGGUGACAGUUCUGCCACAAUUACGAUAAAAAGCCGAAUCCGAGCAAGUCAUCGACGUUUUCAUGGAAAAUCUUGUGAAUGUUAAAAAUUCAAGUCAGAAAUAAAAUAAGUGUUCAUAAUGUCGGCUAAUAAAGAAGAAACUUUACGACAAUUUUGCGAUGUGACCGGCACGGACGAGGCUCGAAGUAGAUUCUUUUUGGAGUCGUCAAACUGGCAACUUGAAGUGGCGCUAUCAAGCUUUUACGAACAUGGUGGCAAUGCAGAUGAAGUGGUAACCGGCCAGAGUACAGCGGCAGCCCCACUUCCCACACUAUCUGACAGCGAUAUGGAGUCUCCAUCAGCAUCACCUCCAAAAGCUUCACAGAAGAAAGACCAGAAGAAACCAACUGCCUCAAACUUUGCUACGUUAGAUUCCUUGCAUCAGGACAGUUCCAGUGAUGAUGAGGAUGCGCAAGCUUUUUACGCGGGUGGUUCAGAAAGAUCUGGUCAGCAAAUUUUAGGACCCGGCAAAGGAAGGAAGGACAUUGUGACAGAAAUGUUCAAGAGUGUUAGAGAACGUGGCGCCGUGGUGUUUGACGACGAGCCCUCGUCGACGAGCCGUGGCCGCUCAGGAGUAUUCAGCGGCGUCGGAUACAGGCUUGGUCAAACGGCAGACGAUCAUGAACAAGUCACACCGUCGAACACACAAUCGCAGGAGAACUCGCGGCUAGUGCGGCUGUGUCUGUACCGGGAAGGCUUCUCGGUGGACGGCGGCGCGCUGCGACUCUACUCCGACCCGGAGAACGCGGAGUUCCUCAGCUGCGUGCGACGGAGUGAGAUCCCGCCGGAGCUGGCGGGGCUGGGCGGCGAGGUGCGCGUGAGCCUGCAGGACCGCCGCCACGAGGAGUGCCCCAAGCACAUGGUCAAGCCGCCCGCCUUCACCGGCAAGGGACACUUGCUCGGCAGCCCGACGCCGCCGACGGUGGGCGCGACGGCGCCGGUGGCGAGCGACGCGUCCGACCGCGCCGCCAACCAGCGCACCGCGCAGGACGCCGUCGGGCUCGACCCCGACCAGCCCACCACCACCGUGCAGUUCCGCCUAGCAGACGGCAGCCGGCUGACGGGCCGGUUCAACCACUCGCACACGGUGGCGGACCUGUCGGCGUACGUGUCCCGCGCGGAGCCCGCGUACCAGCUGCGUCCGUUCGCGCUGGUGACGACGUUCCCCAGCGCCGAGCUGGCCGACCCCGCGGCCACGCUCGCCGCCGCCAACCUCCUCAACUCCACCGUGCUGCAGCGGCUCAAAUAGUCCAAAUACAUGUGUUGAACUACACGCGUCUUAUUUAUGCCACUUUUACACCUGAGGUAGUCUCGAUAUAGUGAAGUUAAAGGUCCUGUUUCACAAUACAAGUAAAUGUUAUCCGCAACGUUAACGUCCGCUGUCGUCAAUGAACAAUCCCGAUCGCUUCUUUCGAUCUGUCUCAAAAUCGACCAAUCAGAGCAGUUUUUUGAUAUGCUUACAAAUGAGGCAUUUUGAUUGGUUCAUUCUAGGAAUCGGGAUUGAAGAUUGUGAUCAGGAUCGUUAAUUGAAAACGACUGUAAGACAAGAUUGCUCAACUUUGCGGAUAUGUUACUCAUCACAUAAAUAUACAGGCCGACCAAAUUCAAAAGUCACUCUAAUCUAUGUUCGAAAAUCAAUAGUACAUACUAUGUAUAUUGGGUGUUUAAUAUGAUAACUUUCAAAUUAAAUUGACUUGAAACUUAUGAGACAGGCUCUUACAGACCUGGAGUUGUAGUUCAGAUGGCUUUCUAUAAUCGUUAACGCUAACUUUAUGUAUGGGAAUGACAUAUCCUAGCGAUAGACUUAUCGUAUCAUUUUUUGCCUAUAAACGUUAACAAUUGUAGGGAGGCAUCUUUGUUAGUCUCCAAGGAGGUAGUCUUGAUAUAUGAUCAACGCUAGAUGAAUGUAUAUAUAUACAGGUCAUUCCAUAUUAAUUGCUCUGUAAUAUAUCAAUAUGAUCUUUUGUAUACAUCCAUUUGAGUCUAUGUGAGUAUUAAAAAGCUCUUAGCCGGGAUGAACAUCGCUGUGGGCUUACAAACAUGCGUCUGCGCAACAAAGUCCACCAGGGCCGCACCACAAUGCUAUGGAUAAAUCACUUUACAAGCUUUUUAGUCUGCAGUCGCCUUUAUCUUCAAUAAUGACACUGAUAAAGAAACCACAGAUAAUAUCAGUCAAUGGUCCAUCUACUCAACUACAUGCGACAUCAGUGAAAUUUCUUGUCAUUGCAAAUUCCCUGAAAAAACCUCAAAAUAGUAAAUAUCUCGAAAUAUCUUUGGGAUAUAUACAUGGUUCAAAGGUAUUUCAAUUUUAUGAUAAUAGCAAAAGGUUUCAAUUAUGUUUUGGUCCUUAGAGCCGGAUUUAUAAAACGUGUAUGUUAGUCUCCUGGUGUCUCAGCAGUGGAUAUAAAAAAUAGUAUGACAUUAGUAUCACAAAGUAGGUUCAGCAUUCGUAUUUCACUCGAGUUAUGGGUGAUCUUUUGUACACUGAAUAUGUAAGUCGUAGAGAUAAACAAUUUGAAUUAUAAA